Messenger RNA from Dermacentor albipictus, 1154 nucleotides. RefSeq lists its product as uncharacterized. The record is from RefSeq and is a predicted model, not a curated record. NCBI's taxonomy places the organism in Eukaryota, Metazoa, Arthropoda, Arachnida, Ixodida, Ixodidae.
GCCGAUCGCAUCGCCAUCGGCGGCAGAUUCGGCCGUUGGCCGAUGUGGCAGCGGCGCACCCUCCCUGCUCGAGACCUGCGGCCGCCCAGGUGACCGCGUCGGCGCUGUCGUUGCGGCGAGACCGUCGUAAUCGCGCGCGCGGACGUCGGCCGAACGGCCCGUAUCCGCGCCUCGCUGCUAUCACGCCAAUUAUCGGGCUUCCCAGGAACGGGGGACUCUAUCGCCAGGAAUGUGCUCAGGAGGCCGUAUCGGAGCGAUGGAAAAGCCAUCCGAGCGGCACGGAGGGCGCAGCAGUUAAACGGAAGAUUCUGAGCGCAGAAUGGUGUCCGUCUGUCUUGGUGCGAAGUCGCGGUAGCUGCGGAGCCAGUGGCCGCCAUUGACCGCAGCAACUGCGACAAGCCAGAUGGAGCGAUCAACGACAGGCGUUGUCAACAGUCCGCAGCCCGCGGCCGGUGACCGAAGGCCCGCUAUGCCGCCCAUCGCGCACUGCGUGGCCUUUUGCGGUGCCUUCGGACUUGUCUUCGCCGUGAGCGGUGCCGUGCUCCUGUCCAGUGGUCUGCCCUACCGGCGGCUCCAGUUGCGCAUCAUCUCGGCGUGCAUGCUCGCUAUGGGGGUCGUCCUCCUGGCCGCUGCUGUCGUGCUCAUCUUCGCGUGGCGCAAUCGCCACCACAUCGGAGCCGUCCAGCGAGCGCGCCACCGGCGACAGCGGCACGCGGCUCUCGUCAUCCGCGUGCCCACCGUGAGCGGCACGUACGUGUACUCCUCCACGCCUGCAGGUGCAGCUGCCGGAGCGGCUCCGUUGAGCCCUCCCCCGCCAGCCUACGAGGACCUGCUGCCACCGCCGCCGUCCUAUGAGAGCGUGAUGAUGCUCAAACGGCUUGAGAAGGCCGCUGAGGUGGCGCAUCAGCUGGCCGAGAGCGCGCGCAGGAGCUCCGCACCAGCCGCCGCCGAAGUAUAGCGGGCCCGUGCGCAGAUGAGACUCACGCCAGGGUCCUGUGAGCAGCGCCGCUUUCAUUCGUGGCCCUGCCGAUAGCCGCGCGCGAUCACGUGUGCGCGCGUUUGAACAACUAUCCACCCAGUUUCCGCGUGAGCAUCACCUCAGCAGGCCAAACUAGUGGAAUAAACACAUGGCGAUAUUCCGCUUUGUCUACCGA